Molecule: messenger RNA, 3117 nt
Organism: Leptonychotes weddellii (Weddell seal)
Lineage: Eukaryota; Metazoa; Chordata; Mammalia; Carnivora; Phocidae
Source: RefSeq, a predicted model, not a curated record
GACUCCGGGGAUCGGUGACUGGGCCUCCCGGGAGGGGCCGCUGGACGCAGCGCGCAGCGCGUCUUGCUGUUUGGAGCGAGCGUGGCCGCCGGAGCCGGCCAGUGCGGAGGAUGCUGAGGGGCCUGCGGGGAUCGGUGGCUGGGGUCAGAUUCCAGUUUCCAUGAAUUAAUUGGCUUAUUUGAGAUAAAGAAGAAGUCUCAGGACCAAGGAUCCUUGGUGAAGAGAAUCCUGACCAGAGACCUUUGAUUUGAGCAUUAAGAUAGACUCCAGAAGAUACGCAGAGUCCACCAGCACAGAGCAGAGCCUACAGUUACUGGGCAUUUCCCAAGAAUAGCAGAAAAUGACCAAGUCCCAGGGAUCAUUGUCAUUUGAGGAUGUGGCUGUGGACUUCACGCGGGAGGAGUGGCAGCUGCUGGACUCUGCUCAGAAGACUCUGUACAGAAAUGUGAUGUUGGAGAACUUGAGCAGCCUUGUGUCACUAGGGUUUCAACUUAUCAGACCAGAUGUGAUCUUCAGACUGGAGCAGGAGAAGCCACGGGUAAUCAGUGAAGACAUCCCCAGUGAGAGCUUUUCAGAAUACCGGAAAGUUGAUGAUUACAAAGCAUGGCACCAAGAAAUUCAGGACAGGAUUAAAAAAUUGGAACAAGUCCGUGAAAUGAAUGCAAGUGGAAAAAUAUUUCAGUCUGGCAUGAACCUGGCACCUUUAAAGCAAAAGCACAGGAAGCGUGUCUCAAAUGGAAAACAUUUGAAAUGCUCGUUAGAUUUAUUUACUCAGACUGGAAACUGUGGAAGAAAGCAAGCUGGUAAGGUCAAUGGGUAUGAGAAAUCCUGUCUCCGUACUGAACAUGAAAAAACUCAUGUUGGAUUAAAAUACUAUGAAUGUAAUGAAUGUGGAAAAGUCAUCAGCAAGAAGUCACGACUCAUUGUCCAUCAGAGAACACACACAGGAGAGAAACCAUUCAAAUGCAGUGGAUGUGGCAAAGCCUUUUCCCAGAAGUCACACCUUGUUACACAUCAGACAGUUCACACGGGAGAAAAACUUUAUGGAUGUGAGUGUGGGAAGGCCUUCUCUAGAAAGUCACACCUCAUCACACAUCAGAGAACUCACACGGGAGAGAAACCGUAUGAAUGCAGCGACUGUGGGAAAGUGUUCUCUCAGACAUCACAGCUCAUCAUUCAUCAGCGAAGUCACACGGGAGAGAAACCCUAUGCGUGUGGUGAAUGUGGGAAAGCCUUCAGUGGGAAAUCACAACUUAUUACUCAUAAGAGAACCCAUAUAGAUGAAAAGCCCAACAAAUGCAGCGAAUGUGGCAAAGCCUUCAGAGAGAAGUCAAGUCUCAAUAAGCAUCAGAGAAUUCAUUCAGGAGAGAAACCCUAUGGAUGCAGUGAGUGUGGGAAAGCCUUCAGUGGGAAGUCACUGCUCAUUAGACAUCAGAAAACUCAUUCAGGAGAAAAGCCCUAUGGAUGCAAUGAGUGUACAAAAGCCUUUAUUUGGAAGUCACAGCUCAUCAUACACCAGCGGACUCACACAGGAGAGAAGCCCUAUGGGUGUGGCGAAUGCGGGAAAGCCUUCUCCCAGAAGUCACACCUCAUCAUACAUCAGAGAACUCAUAGAACAGAAACCCUAGAAACAGAGUGAAUGUGAGAAACUUUGAAGAAAAUAAUCGCACUUCUCUCUACAUCCUAAAACGCAUUUAUAGAAAUUCUCUGAAGGCCGUGAGUAUAGGAAAGUCAUUGGCAGGAAGUUCUACUUCCUUAAACAUCAGAAUGCCAAACGGGAGAGUGGGCCUAUGUGUGCAGUGAACGUGGCAAAGACUGUAGAGAAAAGCACUCAGCAAAUCGUCUAGUCUCGUUGUAAAUCAAAUUAUUCAUAUUGAGGACAAAAAUAAUGAUUUAAAAGAAUAUAGAAAAACUUUGUCAAUAGAAACGUUAAAAAAAAUCAAUUUCCAACUCUGGUAUUCCAUCUUUCAAAGAAAAAAUUAUUCAGUUUUAAAUGAUAAGCAUAUGAAACCUUAAAGAUAUAUAUGUAUUUGUAUGUAUAUAUAUGUUAGUAAUGAUGACAGCCAAGUAAAAAGCCUGUUGCUUCAGAGGAAUAUAGGGCUUAUAUUCCUGAGUAUGCCUACAUGUUAUAAAUUUAUAUAUUUUCAUAGCACAUGUGAAAUUAAUGUGUGAACAUGGUGUAUUCAUGUUUAUGACACAGGGUCUGUCAAGAGUGCUACACGAUGGAUACGUUUGUUUAUACCAUAACGGUAGAAGAUAAGCUGGACCAAAUGAUGUAAUGUAUUAUUUACAAACACUCUAAGAUAUAUUGCCAGAUAUUUUUGGCACAUGUAAAUGAGUUUGAGAGCUCUUACCUGCUCUGUCUUCAGUAAUAGAAGCUGGACUUUUUCAGUAAAGUCUUCUGCCUCCUCUGCGUCACCAGUUUAUAUACAGAACUGUUGUUCAUAUUAGACAUGCAAAGGCAAGAAUACACAUUAGCAUAUAACUGAGUGAGCAACAGAAAAGCCCUGAAUUGCAUCGCUCAUCAUCUAAAUAUAUGAGAAAUGGGGUUCGUAAAAAUAAAAGACCCACAAAGCAUAUCCUCCUAUUAUGUUUUCAGUGGGAUUUCUGUAUAGAUUAGUUGUACAUAGGUUGAAUAUAAUAGAGCCAAGAAACUAUAUUUUAGGUUAAUAUGUUAAGACAUCAUGUAAUACUGUUCUCUGUGUUAAUCUUUUAAUGUUUUCCUAAAGUACUUUGCAAACAAUUAGAAGAAACUCUAUUUAAAAAAACAAAACAUAUAGUUCUGUAAGGUUACAUGCAGAGACUUUUUGCUAGAAUAGGAUUUUUGAUAAUUUGAUUCAGACAUCUUGUACAGAUGAGGCUUUAGAAAUCAAGUUACUUUAUUGUUUGUAAAAGAAGUCUUUAAUGUACAAGAAACCUUGCAGUGCACAAGGUAUUAUCUUGCUUUUAAAUACGCCAACUUUGUUUAAUUUUUAAAUAAUGUGUCUUGAAAAUGCCAAAACCCUUUCUGGAAUGUUGGUGAAAUUCAGAGGUUUGCAUCACACCCAAAUGUGUGAUUUUCUUGUGUUGCCAACACAAGAAACUUGUCUUUGUUGAAACCAUCUAUUAUGCAUGUUA